Molecule: messenger RNA, 747 nt
Organism: Cariama cristata (Red-legged seriema)
Lineage: Eukaryota; Metazoa; Chordata; Aves; Cariamiformes; Cariamidae
Gene: NFAM1
Product: NFAT activating protein with ITAM motif 1
Exons: 6
Coding region: 1-747 (248 amino acids)
Biological process (GO): positive regulation of cytokine production; positive regulation of B cell receptor signaling pathway; regulation of B cell differentiation
Cellular component (GO): membrane raft
Molecular function (GO): transmembrane signaling receptor activity
Source: RefSeq, a predicted model, not a curated record
AUGGCCUCUAAUCUAAAAGUCAUCUUCCUGUUUCCUUGGUUGCUUCAGUGUGGAGGGGGAAAUGUGGAUGUACAGCAGAAACCUCCAAUCCAGGUUGCGCUGCUCAAGGAAGGAAUAUCCAUCCCCUGUAAAGUCAUCUUCCCUUACAUGCCGAAAUACACCAGAUUUUCAAUCAUCUAUUACUGGAUUAAUUCAAUGGGCCAGAAAACGUCUAUCUAUAGAAGGUCGGAAAACGUACCCAUCCCUUCUGGAAAAGAGAAUAAGACUGCUACUGUAUCUUACAACCACAGAAUCAUACCACUCGAAAACACCUCUUCUACGGGCACAUACUACUGCCAGGUCAAAUGGAGUGACAUCGAGAAAAUGGGAAAAGGAGUGUUUGUUCUUGCUAGAGGUACAGGGUACGUAGAGACCUCUUAUGGGUGGGAAGUCCUCAUUACCCUUUUUUUUCUUGCUGCACUGAGCAUCGCCGCAACAGCUCUGCUUCUGUGGAAAAGAAAGGUGUUGUGCCCUAGAAGGAGCCAGCUAAAUAUCCUGACACAGAAGGUGGAAACGCAGCCCCCUUCAGCCAGCCCACCACCACCACCUCCGGUCUAUGACAGCCUGGAUUUGCAGCAAGUUGAUGUCUAUUCUGUCCUCAAGAGCAACACAAACAACCCGUCACCCAGGAAGAGUCCUCCAGGGGAGACACCUAAGGAGCAAGCAACUCGAGAAGAAUCCUCUGAUACAUUGUAUGAGAAUAUCUAA